Molecule: messenger RNA, 2985 nt
Organism: Scleropages formosus (Asian bonytongue)
Lineage: Eukaryota; Metazoa; Chordata; Actinopteri; Osteoglossiformes; Osteoglossidae
Product: GRB2-related adaptor protein 2-like
Exons: 6
Coding region: 637-1347 (236 amino acids)
Molecular function (GO): protein binding
Source: RefSeq, a predicted model, not a curated record
UCUCUGAAGUAAUGUACAACUAAUUAUGGUCCAUAAAGCUUUUGAUAACUAUUGAUAUUGCCUUAAAAUCUUGGUUGAAAUCCCAGUCUAGCUGUAGUACCCUUAACCAAGGUGUUUACCCAAAUUGCUACAGUAAAAAUCCCGUGUUGUACAAAUGGCUGAACCAUUGUAAAGCUGCUGAAUAAACAUUGUAAGUGAGCUAAACUGUGCUUAAUAAUUACAAAGCUAAUAACCUUAAGUAAUCUGAGUUAUAUAAGUGAAAAAUAGAAUAUUGCAUGAAUUCCAUACAUGAUUGAGAGUGAAAAUUGUGGGCAUUGAUUCAAGAGACGUAGAAGUGUGUGGAUAAAGAUCAGGAUAAAAUGUAGCAAGAAAAGAUCUGACCUCAGCCUUUGUCAACUAGAAAUUUCCACGUAUUCAGCUCAGCUGUGUGAUACCUCACUUCUUCUCCACCUCCUUGUCUGCCUUUAUACCCGUGACACACUCCCUACAGCUUGCACCCUCACAGAACACACAUAGACAGGGCCUUUCGGCCGGACUCUCCUAAACAGAGAGGGCCUUAGGCUUCACUUCGUUGACCCCUGACAGGUGAGCAGCGGCGACGCAUGUCCAAAGGUUGUCUCUUUGUCUGCGCACGCUAUGGAAGCCACCGGCAAGUUUGAUUUCAAUGCCACCGCUGAAGAUGAGCUGAGCUUCCGCAAGGGAGACAUCAUCAAGAUUCUCGGCACCAAUGACGACUGGUACAAGGCCGAGAUGCACGGUCAUGAGGGCUUUGUGCCCAGAAACUACAUCAACAUCCGACUCCCCAGCUGGUACCAGGAGAAUGCCACACGGCACUCGGCGGAGGAGACCCUGAUGUCCCAGGAGGUGGGCGCCUUCCUCAUCCGUGGCAGUCAAAGUUCGCCAGGUGACUUCUCCAUCUCCGUCAGGCAUGAGGGUGAUGUACAGCAUUUUAAGGUGAUGAAGGACAACAAGGGGCACUACUACCUGUGGUCUGAGAAGUUCACCUCCCUCAAUAAGAUGGUGGAGUACUACAAGACCACCUCCAUCACCAAGCAGAAACACAUCUGUUUAAGAGAAGAUGGCCAGCAGGAGAGGCUGAGCACCCAGAGUAAAACUGUGGAAUCUCUGCCUGCACCUCGCCGUCCAUCGGAAGCCACCAUACACACACAGAGGCCAUCAAUGCAAGUCCGAGCGUUAUACGACUUCAAAGCGGAGGAAGAUGAUGAGCUGGGGUUUUGCGUGGGCGAGAUGAUCGAAGUUCUAGACUGCUCCGAUCCUUCGUGGUGGAAAGGGAGACUUCGGGGCAAAGUUGGCCUCUUCCCCAACAACUAUGUGGAGUCGCUUUGAGUCACUUGGAUCCUGCAGUCAUCACUGCACUAAUGCACCUCUCCAAUUCCGUGAUCCAGAUGUUAUCAACAGCGGCAACAAAUGCUUCUGUCACCAUACUGAUCUGCUAAAAUGUUGAGUUCUCAAUGUUUCUUACUUUUGCAAAAAUUUUAACUUUGUAAAACGCAGAACAUUUUUCUAAAGUCAUUGGUUCUAACUUAUUUCAUUUUGUCACAUGUCCUAGACGACAAAGGGAAACAUUUUAAUAGAGAUAAUAGCUGUGCCAUUUGAACGAAAUACAGGAAAUGGGACCAAAAGCAUGCAAAAGUACUGAAAAGUAUUCUCCAUGUACACAGCACUUUUAAAACCACAAGGAGAUUGAAGGAAAGCUGCAGAGAACUAAAUACAGUAAAGUCAAGAUUAUCUGACCUUUGGUUUUUUGACAUUCUAGAAUAUCCAACAUGCCAGGUAUACCACAAGAUGUCAUUUAUUUGUAGGCGCACACAUUCAGCCUCAUAGGAAACAGAUUGAUAUGAACAACGAGAUAUUGAUUAGAUAAUGAGACUGACCAAUUAUCAAUAUCUGAGGGCUAAAGGUACAUUGGUUUAAGGGUUUAGGAUUUACACAAAAAACACAGUCAACAAAAUGACCUCUCUAAGCAAGAGAAAGAAAACUGGAAAACAAACUUUAAUCACUAAUUUUAUUAAAUAACUUUUGUGCUGAAUAUAUUGAACACUCAAUACAAGGGAUUGCAUAUUAAUAAUAAACAAGUUUUCAAACUUAUACUAGACUUCCGUGUUUCUUAUAUCCAGCUUACAACAUUUCCAAAUUAUCUGAGGUUUUCGGUUAUCCAACCUACCAUCAGUCUCAUUUAAAUCAGAUAAUCAAGACUUUACUGCAAAUGUUUUGGAUGGUGGUGCUUACUUACAAUGUAAAUGUGAAAAACUUUGACAUAAAACAUGUGAUUGGCCAACCAAGUCUCUCCCAGAAAGAUUUAUGUGAAUUCUAAAGGUUUAUUUCAUAUUUAUUUGAUCAUGAAAGAAAGCCAAAUUAUUUUUUUCUAUCUUGGUCAAGAUUAAGAGGCCAGCUAAUGAACUGUAAUUUAGCAAUAAAAGAAACGAGCAUUAUUAUUAUUAUUAUUCUUUUAAACAUUAUUAUUGAUACCACCUGUAUAUGUCAUGCAGUCUUCCUGAGAAAAAAAGUUAAACUGACACUUCAGCUAAGAUGGAACCAUUAUAACUUAACUUAACUUAAAGGUCUCACUAGGAAUUCAGUGGCCGUUUCCACAAAUUUUCAUUAUACUGGGACUUUGCUCUUAUUCCUUCAUAAUGUAUAUAGUUUGUGUAAAAAUUUACAGCAACAGUACAGCAGUUUAUUGGAAAAAAGUGUAUAUUGUUCAGUUUAUGUUUUGAAGAGGACCAGCCAAACACUUUAUAAAGUGAUAUCUGUAAAACUACCAAGAUUUACAGUGGAGCUGAAAGAAUGACAGUUUACCUCUUUCCAGUGUAAGAGCUGGAAUGCUGUACUCUGUCCUGAAAAGGCACUAGAUAUUAUUGAAUAAUUACUCAAACCAAUUCUCCAUUAUUUUGCAGAAGGAAUCUUCACCUUUUUACUGCCAAUAACACAACCUGCUCAUUUACAAUAAAGAUGUUCCAAAAA